Molecule: messenger RNA, 2520 nt
Organism: Pelodiscus sinensis (Chinese soft-shelled turtle)
Lineage: Eukaryota; Metazoa; Chordata; Testudines; Trionychidae
Gene: CEP55
Product: centrosomal protein 55
Biological process (GO): establishment of protein localization; mitotic cytokinesis; regulation of phosphatidylinositol 3-kinase/protein kinase B signal transduction
Cellular component (GO): midbody
Source: RefSeq, a predicted model, not a curated record
ACCAUUAUUACCUAGUGACUGCAUGUAGAUGUUGAACAGAACCAGAGAAAAUUGAUCCUUGAGGGAAUCCAUGAAUGAGAGGUCUAAUGAUAGAGGUCUUGUUUUCUGUCGCUACUUUUGUGACAUAUCCCUCCAGGAUGGUUGCACCAUUUUAGCAUAUUCCUCUAGACCUUUGUCACUUCUUUCAGAACACUUGGAGGAUGACAUCAAAGACCACCAAAGAUAUAAUUACUGGCAAGUGGGGGUUCAAAACUGGUAAUUCCAAAUCUGAGACUGAGUUGGAGACAUAUAAAAGAGAGAAUGCAGCCCUGAAAAAGUCAAUGGAGGAAAUUAUUAAAGGGAAAAGCAAAAUGACAGAUACAGAAAGGAAUAGACUUUUAGAGAAAAUACUUGCCCUUGAAACUGAAAAGGAAAACUAUAUUUGUCAACUUGGGGCGAAGGAUAAAGAAAUCCAAAGCCUAAAAGAUAAGCUUAAAACCAAAAAUAAAAGUAAUGAUGUCACUUCACUACUUGGUCAACUUGAAGAAAAAACAAAGGAAGCUGAGAGGAGAGAACAGCUACUUAAUUCCCUGUCAGAAGAGAUGGACCAUUUGAAGCAUAAUUUAUCUACAGUUACUGCAAGAUGCUCUGAACUUGAAAACAGAGCCAGCACCUUUCAGUUGUCUCAGAGAGCUGAAAUGAACUGUGCUACAUCACCAAGUAAUUUUAAUGAAGUUGAAAAACAAUUGAAAGAUGCUCUGGAGAAAAACCAGCAAUGGCUGUUAUAUGACCAGCAGCGUGAGACAUAUGUCAGGGGACUGUUGGCAAGGAUCUUUGAACUUGAGCAGCAGUUAGAAACAGUUAACCAACAGCAGGCAAAAGAGGCCACUGCAGAAGGUUACCUUCAAGAAGAAAAACAAAAAUAUUAUGACCGACUUUUACUGACUGCCAAGAAUGAUCUUGACACUGAAAGACAAACUAUAACCCAACUGAAAUCUGAACUUAAUGAAUUCAAAAAGAAACAUGAAGAAACAAAACGAGAAGUAAUGCAUUUAAAUAGCGUAUUGCAGUCACAAUGCAAUUUUGCUAUGCAGAAUCUAGAAGAUGAAAACAAAAUCAAAGGAGAUAAAAUACAGAGGUUAAAGCAAGAGAAUGAAACUAUCAGAGAAAAGCUCAAAGAAGAAAAGAAGAAGACUGAAGAUCUCUUAUCUCAGGUCCAACUGUUCCAUAAAUCUUUGUUAAAACAACAAGAAGAACACACCAGGAUAGCCUUGCUGGAACAACAGAUCCAAAUGUGCACUACAGAUUUUGAGAAUGAAAAGCUUGAUCGCCAGAAAUUGCAGCAUCAGUUGAAUAAAGUUCUUAAAGAACUGCGCAAGGCAAGGGAGCAAAUAACACGACUGGAGCCAUUGAAACUCCAAGAAUUUGGAUGUGUAGAACCAUCAAAUGGUUUGCAAGCAGCAUUCGAAGAUAUGUUGACAUUAAAUGACAAAAAUCCUUCGCUGAAACGUUCAAAUCUACUUGAUGAAAGCUUCCUUGAGUGUCCCAAAUGUAAAGUACAGUAUCCAACAAGCCAGCAUAGAGAGUUGCUAGCUCAUAUUGACUUCUGUGCAGAUUAAACUCCAAAUGGAAUUACCAUAUGUAUACUGCAUAUUAAAUGCAACCAGGGUUCUAUCCCACAAAAGAAAAUAAUGACUUUUUAAUUCCUUUUCCUUUUUAAGGUUAUAUAAAAGACUAGCAUGUCAGUUUCAUAUUCCAAUUUAACAAGAAUGGAAAAUUAUUGUAAUUUAUUUGGCUUUGUAUAAAUAUUUCACUCUGCUUUUUUGUGAAAAGUUAUCUGGAACCACAGGUUCAAUGAAUGAGAAUUUAACAGAAAUAGGAAUAUUUUAAAAUUGUAAACUACUGACUUUGUUUUUGCACUAUUAAAGUUAUGUAUUGGGGCCAGUAGAAAUACCAGCUAACUCCCUUAAACCGUCUUCUUCUGUGUCCCAUAUCUAACUACCUUGUACCACAUAAACAAGCCUCAAAAUGAAGACUGACAAACUUCUAGAAUAGCUAUAUAAAUUUGGGCUUGCCCUUAAUAUAAUUGCAUUCCACCAGAGAGUUGGUUCAACAUCUUGAUAUCAGAAACAUUUUUCCAAGGGAACGGGGAUUUUUUUUCUGCUGAUGGUUGGUGUUUGUUUACUCAUCACUCACUUCCUUGUAUCAAACAAUUUGGUGUGAGCUAAGGCUGUUAUAGAAAUGGUGGUCGGUGUGCACACGCUUCUCAUACCAAUAUUAAAUGCGGAGAACAAAUUUCUUCCCGGAAAAUAUUAAUUUACUGAAAAAUAGGGAGCCCCAGACUCAGAGAGCAGGCAGGCACCUUUUUAGAAGCUGAAAUGUCAGUUUAUUAGAUAGAAGCACACUCCUGUUUGCACUUCUAUAUACUAUUGCUUAAAGUUGUAAAAUGUAACUUACCAGGAAACCUCUUUUACUUCUAUGGGGAGAUUUAAGAUUCCGUAUUUUGCAAAUGAAAUAAAUAAAAUGCAGUUGGGUUUCUCA